UCAUGUGUCCUUCACUUUCAUAACCACAAAAAAACAAAACACUUCAAACCAGGAGUGGAGGUGUCUGUUGAUCCCUUGCCAACAAAAACCAUCUUAAAUCAUCUGCCCAGGGAUCUCAUCUCAGCACUUACUGGAACAGGUUUGGAAACAAGCAGCUGUGAUGUGAAUGUGGUCUUGACAUCGCCCCCCCUACCCCCACCCCCUCCCCUCUCCAGACCCUACUGUCAAGGUGUCGAGGACUAUUGCAGCUGUCUCAUUCACUGUGCCUGGACAUUGCUACCCACCAGGGUCAGUGACAAAAACCAGAGGAAGUGCCUUCUGACAGCAGCCUUGGUCAUGCCUCAGCCAGGCACCAACGGGAUGGAACCCGUGUUUGGAGACGCCUAUGGAAUAUGUAGACAGCGCACCACCUUUGACCAAUCUGCAACUUCCCUAUCAGGCUGCAGGACAGAGCUGGACGUGUGCGACCAGCUGGAGUUUACCCACAGCUCUCAGGGGGUUGUGCUGAUGUUGGGGUACUCAGGGGCACCCCCGAAGGGCCCGUUCGAGCUGCUGAGUGACCUGGUGGAUGAUGGCUUUGGGGAGGAGCAGGGCUCUGAGCGGUGGGAUGUGUCUGCAUUGGAAGACAUUGCUUACACAAAAGGGAGCCUGGAGGGGGAGCUAGGGAGUGGAGAGGGAGUCAUGGAGGGCCGGGGGAUGUCCCACAGACUGGAUAAAACUGCAGACGGGUUGCUGGACAACCCUGCUGAGAGAGGGUGUGACACAGAGAUGGAGUUUGGCAGCCUGCAGGAAGGAGGUGGGGCUCAAGAGACAGGGCCUCGGUGCAGGAGUUGGAAAGCUAGCCCACAUGAGUCAAAGCAGGUGGAAAAACCAAAGGCCCCAAUCCAGUCAGCUAGAGGAUGGGAAGAUGUGAGAAGACUGAAGUCUCAGCAGGACCACCAAGAAGAGCCAGGCAGCCAGACAGGGGAGGCUGACUGGGACAGUGAGGGGGGACAGGGGACCGAGGCCAGCUCUCGAACCUCACCACCCUGCAUGGCGGUGGUAUCAGAGGCAGCCCUGGAGCUCACCAGUGAGGAACACAACUACUCCAUGCAGGCAGGGCCAGACUCUGCUUCCAGUGAAGGGUCUGACAGCAAGGUUGGAGGCUCUGAUGAGGAGGAGGAGGAGGAUCUGGAGUUUGAAGAGCAGGGUGAGGAGAGAGAAGAGUCCAGCUCCACCGAGGCUCAUUCAGGCCCCGAGCUGGAGGAUCAUCCUGCUGGAAGGACAGAGAAACACAGGUGUUUCUGGGAGUACAGCCACGGGUGCGAGUCCGCUAAAAAAAGAAAGCGCAACGAGCCAUCGUCAAACUGGAGCUCUCAGACACUCCCUAGCAACCUCUACCAGAGAGAGAGCGCCUCGGCUGCAGGCAGUAAUGGUUCGAGGAAAGCUCGGCGGACAGAUGCCAGCGACCUGACCCCCAACCCGCGCAAACUGCUGAGCAUCGGGGAGCAACUGCGCAAGCUGAACCGAGCCAUCGAGGGUAUGAGACCUGCCAACGACCUGCCUGUCACUGCCAGGGCCCGCUCCAGGAAAGAGAAAAACAAGCUGGCCUCAAGGGCUUGUCGACUCAAAAAGAAAGCGCAGCACGAAGCCAACAAGAUCAAGCUGUGGGGGCUGAACCAUGAGCAUGACAGCCUGCUGGGUAUGCUACUGCAGAUCAAGGAGGUCAUCAGGAGGAGAGUGGAGAGCAGGAGUGAGCCGUACCAGAAAGGAAUGAAUGAAACACUGGAGUGCCUUAUGAAAGAAUUGAGUGGGCCGGAAGUGGCAGGAUGCUCCAAAGAGUUUGUUCAGAGAGUGCUGGAGCGCGCGGCGAGGGGGGAGCCGUUGAGGGGGUUGGUGAAGGGACAGGGGGUCCCGACUGCUGGCUCUAAAGUUUAAAUCUCCUUUCCAGAGACUCUUAAAGCUGAAUCUGCAUCCAGCCCUUUUGCCCUGUCUCACUUUACUUUAUUUGCACUUUACAUAAGUUUGCCUGCUCUUAUGGGAGCAUGGGUUUGCAGGAUUACUAAACAGAAACUUAGUUUAAAAGAUUUCAACAAGAAAGACACUCCGUACUUCUCUAAUUUUAUAAUUAAGUUCCUUUUAGUUUUACCGAGUAUGGCUUUUGCAGGCAAAAUAGACCAUAUAGAUCUAGAAUAGACGUUUCCGUUUCAUAGAAGAACAUUUAUGUAGUUGUUUUUAGCUGACACACCUGAAAAAAAGAAAAACUGGUUGUGGUAACUUUACCGAGCCAAGAUAUCAUUCUCUGACUAUUAGCUGCACUUUUGUAUAAAGUACAGCCUCACCCUACAGCUACUAUAUGUUGAGAAAGUUCUAUUGUACACAGCCUCCCUCUCUCUGCACCACAGAAAUCACUUGAGGACAAUAAGAUGCCCUAUGUAAUUCUGACUCAGCUAUGUUUGCUCAGUUUUAAUGCUGCAGUGGCCCCCACCUUAAAAAAAGUGUGGUGCAAAUAGAAAAGCCUAAUAUUUUAUUAUUCCUAUUUCCUGUGAACGUACUGUAUACCUUGCAUAAUGUAGAUUUUAAUAUUUAUAAGCAACUGUUGUAUUAAUAAAAUAUAUAUAUUUUAUUAUUUUUUUA
Molecule: messenger RNA, 2616 nt
Organism: Polyodon spathula (Mississippi paddlefish)
Lineage: Eukaryota; Metazoa; Chordata; Actinopteri; Acipenseriformes; Polyodontidae
Product: CREB3 regulatory factor-like
Exons: 9
Coding region: 337-1917 (526 amino acids)
Biological process (GO): regulation of transcription by RNA polymerase II; response to unfolded protein
Cellular component (GO): nucleus
Molecular function (GO): DNA-binding transcription factor activity, RNA polymerase II-specific; RNA polymerase II transcription regulatory region sequence-specific DNA binding
Source: RefSeq, a predicted model, not a curated record